AUGACGGCGACUACCUCUGCCACAGCGGCUACUGCUACUGAUGGCGACCAAGCCCCUACUACUACAUGUGAUGAUACACUCGAUUUCCAACCGGCCCUGCCCGUGGAUCGCGAUUGGAUCAAGAAAUUGAUUUUGGAACAUUCGUCGAAUCCAUGCAAUGGCAAAGGCUUGGUGGUGGCGCCCAUGGUGGAUCAAUCGGACUAUCCCUUUCGACUCUUGUGUCGUCGGUACGGCGCCAAUGUGUCGUUUACACCCAUGAUGAAUGCCGGUUUGUUGGUGCGGCAACAGUCCUAUAAAGAAAAGUUUCUUCCCCGUCAACAACACGCCAACGAUCGACCUUUGAUUGCGCAAUUGGCUGGACACGAUCCUCUCAUUUUGGAACAAGCCGCCAAGUUGUUGCUGCCCUAUGUGGACGGCAUUGAUUUGAAUUGCGGAUGUCCCCAGGGCAUUGCCAAACGAGGAUUCUACGGAGCCUUUUUACUGGAAGAUGAACAAGUGCUCCUAAAAUGUGUCAAGCACUUGGUCAAGACCAUUUCCAAACCGGUCACGGUCAAAGUACGAGUCUUACCGGAAGGAGACGAUGCAUCCUUGCGAUUGUACCACAAAUUGGCCAAUUGUGGCAUUCAUCUACUCACCAUUCACGGACGAACACGACAUCAAUUGCACGUGCAAACGGGAAAGGCCGAUUGGAACAUUAUCCAACGAACUGUUCAAGAAUUGGGACAUCGCAUUCCCAUCUUUGCCAAUGGCAAUAUUGGAAGUUACGACGAUGUCCAACGUUGUUUGGACGAAACGGGCGUCGAUGGAGUCAUGUCCAGUGAAGCACUACUGGAAUAUCCUGCUCUCUUUGACGCUACUGCCAUGAGAAUGGGACGAAUACAAAUGGCCAAGGAAUACUUGCUGCUCGCCAAACAAUAUCCACCUCAAAUCGGACAUCAAGGAAGUGGCAUCAAAUGUCUCAAGGCACACAUACAUCGAUUCCUACAUCCCGAUCUAGAAUCCGCAUUCAAUAGUACCGACCAUAUUCUACGACAACGAGUCGCACAAGCGGCCGAUUGGCAAGUCUUGUGGGAUACGGUAGAAUUCAUUGAACAAAAGCAAAAGCAGGAAGAACACAAGGUGGAAGAAGAAGAAUUGAGUUGGUACAUGAGACAUAGAAUCACGGUCACGGACGCACACGGCAAUCUCAUGACGGCACUCGAAUUGAAAGCUCUGUCUGAUACAGGAGCCAAACUCGCACCCAAGUACCUGGAGGACCAUUGUGGAGACGACGAACAAGAUCCCGCUGACAUGGGUCAUUCCCUCUUUACUGCUGGUGGAGGUGAUGAUGAUGGAGAUUAUUGA
Seminavis robusta is the source of this 1344-nucleotide messenger RNA. NCBI's taxonomy places the organism in Eukaryota, Bacillariophyta, Bacillariophyceae, Naviculales, Naviculaceae. The record is from the annotation of a GenBank genome assembly.